AUGUAUGUAGAGAUAACCUCUGUCUUACAGAUGCGACUAUCCCCUAGAUUGACUGAUGUAUCUCUGCUCGUUUUCAGCAGGUUCAGAAACUCUCUCGAUCACGCCUCUGAAGGUUUCAGUAUUCUUCAUCUUCUUCUCUCCUCUUCCCCUUUUGCUCUUGAUAUAGCACUGGGAAUUGGUGGACUUCCAAAGGAACGUGUUGUGAAAAUAUAUGGUCCAAAGCCUUCUGAAAAAAUAACUCUUGCUUUACAUGUGAUUUCAGAGCAUGCUCUCGAUAAGGCACUUGCAAAAUCUAUUGGUGUGAAUACUGAAAACUUGUUGCUUUCACAACCAGAUUGUGGUGAACAAGCACUUAGUCUUGUGGAUACCUUAAUCCGUAGUAGUUCAGUUGACGUAAUUAUUGUUGACAGUGAUUAUAUCGGUAGUGGUGGCUGCACUUAA
This is a messenger RNA of Arachis duranensis, 441 nucleotides long. Its product is annotated as DNA repair protein recA homolog 3, mitochondrial-like. NCBI's taxonomy places the organism in Eukaryota, Viridiplantae, Streptophyta, Magnoliopsida, Fabales, Fabaceae. Gene Ontology annotation, biological process: DNA repair. The transcript has 5 exons. The record is from RefSeq and is a predicted model, not a curated record. Gene Ontology annotation, molecular function: single-stranded DNA binding; ATP binding. The coding region runs from base 1 to 441 and encodes 146 amino acids.